AUGGAUGGUAAAAAGAAUAAAGAAAAGGCUUCCAAAAAGACUGUUAAACCUCCAAAACCUGUAGAACCUGAAGAAUCUUCAGAAGAGUCCUCUUCAGAAUCAGAAGAAAUGGAAGUUGAAGCUCCAGUUGCUACAAAAGCUAAGAAGCAGUCAAAACAAAGCCAGGUUGCUGCAAAGAAAAAGAAGGAAGAAUCCAGUGACAGUGAAGAAGAAGGAAGUAGUGAGGAAGAGGAGGAAGAGGAAAAAGCAAAAAAAGGAGAAAAAGUCAAAAAGGCUGCUGAAUCAGAUGAUUCUGAAGAGGAUUCUGAAGAGGAUUCUGAUGAAGAAUCUGAAGAAGAAUCAGAAGAGUCUCCUAAACCAAAGCUCAAUGGAAAAACUGAUGGUUCAAAAGAAACUAAGAAGCGUAAAACAGAGCCAGAAGAUGAUUUCAUUAGCUCAAAGCCGUUGCAAAUUGUAAUCUGUAAAAAGGCAUUUGCAAAAUCUUUUGUUUUCGAAGAACGAAGAAAAAGAAAGAAUAUUAUAAGUUUCAAAAUCCUGCUACGCGAAUUCAAAAUCAUGGUCAAAGGUUGCAUCGCUGUAAAAUGA
Molecule: messenger RNA, 585 nt
Organism: Octopus bimaculoides (California two-spot octopus)
Lineage: Eukaryota; Metazoa; Mollusca; Cephalopoda; Octopoda; Octopodidae
Product: VID27-like protein
Source: RefSeq, a predicted model, not a curated record